AUGGCCGCGCACAAGCCGGUGGAAUGGGUCCAGGCCGUGGUGAACCGCUUCGAUGAGCAGCUUCCAAUUAAAGCUGGACAGCAGACUACACACACCAAAGUCAGCACUGAACACAACAAGGAGUGUCUUAUCAACAUUUCCAAAUACAAGUUUUCUCUGGUUAUAAGUGGCCUCACCAAUAUUUUAAAAAAUGUUAACAAUAUGAGAAUAUUUGGAGAAGCUGCUGAAAAGAAUUUAUAUCUCUCUCAGUUAAUUAUUUUGGAUACACUGGAAAAAUGUCUUGCUGGGCAGCCAAAGGACACAAUGAGGUUAGAUGAAACAAUGUUGGUCAAGCAGUUGCUACCGGAAAUUUGCCAUUUCAUUCACACCUAUCGGGAAGGGAACCAGCACGCAGCCGAACUUCGGAGCUCUGCCUCUGGGGUCCUCUUCUCUCUCAGCUGUAACAACUUCAAUGCUGUCUUCAGUCGCAUUUCUACCAGGUUACAGGAAUUGACUGUUUGUUCAGAAGAUAAUGUUGAUGUCCAUGAUAUAGAAUUAUUACAGUAUAUCAAUGUGGAUUGUGCAAAACUAAAGCGGCUGUUGCAGGAAACUGUAUUUAAGUUUAAAGCCUUAAAGAAGGUAGCUCAGCUAGCAGUUAUAAAUAGCCUAGAAAAGGCAUUUUGGAAUUGGGUAGAGAACUAUCCUGAUGAAUUUACAAAGCUGUACCAGACUCCCCAGACAGAUAUGGCUGAAUGUGCAGAAAAAUUAUUUGACUUGGUGGAUGGUUUUGCUGAAAGCACCAAACGUAAAGCUGCAGUUUGGCCACUGCAAAUCAUUCUUCUUGUCUUGUGUCCAGAAAUAAUCCAGGACAUUUCCAAGGAUGUGGUUGAUGAAGCGAAAAUGAAUAAGAAAAUGUUUCUCGACAAUCUCAGAAGGGCGCUGGCCGGCCAUGGUGGGAGCAGGCAGCUGACAGAGAGCGCCGCGAUCGCCUGUGUCAAACUGUGCAAAGCCAGCACCUACAUCAACUGGGAGGAUAACUCAGUCAUUUUCUUGCUCGUCCAGUCCAUGGUGGUAGAUCUGAAGAACUUGCUUUUUAAUCCCAGUAAGCCCUUCUCCAGAGGCAGCCAGAAUGCUGAUGUGGACCUCAUGAUUGACUGCCUGGUUUCUUGCUUUCGUAUAAGCCCUCACAACAACCAACACUUUAAGAUCUGUUUGGCCCAGAACUCCCCAUCUACAUUUCAUUAUGUGCUGGUAAACUCCCUCCAUCGAAUUAUCACCAAUUCCGCCCUGGAUUGGUGGCCCAAGAUCGAUGCUGUAUAUUGCCAUUCUGUUGAACUCCGAAAUAUGUUUGGCGAAACCCUUCACAAGGCCGUGCAGGGCUGUGGGGCUCAUGCUGCGAUCCGAAUGGCGCCGAGUCUUACAUUUAAAGAAAAAAUGACAAGCCUUAAAUUUAAAGAAAAACCUACGGACUUGGAAACAAGAAGUUAUAAAUACCUCCUAUUAUCCAUGGUGAAACUAAUCCAUGCAGAUCCAAAGCUGUUGCUAUGUAAUCCAAGAAAACAAGGGCCUGAAACUCAGGGGAGUACGGCAGAAUUAAUCACAGGCCUUGUGCAGCUUGUCCCCCAGUCCAGCAUGCCGGAGAUAGCCCAGGAAGCGAUGGAGGCUUUGCUGGUUCUUCAUCAGUUGGAUAGCAUUGAUUUAUGGAAUCCAGAUUCGCCAAUAGAAACAUUCUGGGAGAUUAGCUCACAAAUGCUUUUUUAUAUCUGUAAAAAGCUAACUACCCAUCAGAUGCUUAGCAGUACAGAAAUUCUCAAAUGGUUGCGGGAAAUUUUGAUCUGUAGGAACAAAUAUCUUCUUAAAAAUAAGCAGUCAGAUAGGAGUUCUUCCCAUUUUCUCUACCUUUAUGGGGUAGGGUAUGAUGUCUCCUCUGGUGGAGGUACCGGUCAUAUCUCUCUAGACCAUGAAGAGUUUAUGCGCACCUGUGCUCCAGGACCACCUCUCAGGAAAGUCAAAGGAAACUCCUCGAUGGAUGGCGCAAUAGGGUCCAGCGGGACGCCAAUCUGUCGCCAGGCCCAAACUAAACUUGAGGUCGCUCUGUACAUGUUUCUGUGGAGUCCCGACAUCGAAGCUGUGCUUGUGGCCAUGUCCUGCUUUCGACACCUCUGUGAGGAAGCUGAUAUCAGGUGUGGCAUAGAUGAGAUUUCGAUGCACCAUUUCUUGCCUAACUAUAAUACCUUCAUGGAGUUUGCGUCCGUCAGCAACAUGAUGUCAACAGGAAGGGCAGCUCUUCAGAAGAGAGUGAUGGCGCUGCUGCGGCGCAUUGAACAUCCAACAGCAGGCAACACUGAGGCUUGGGAAGAUACUUAUACAAAAUGGGAACAAGCGACAAAAUUAAUCCUCAAUUACCCGAAAGCCAAAAUUGAAGAUGGGCAGGUUGCUGAAAGUCUUCAUAAGACCAUUGUGAAAAGGAGAAUGUCUCACGUGAGUGGAGGGGGCUCCAUUGACCUGUGUGACACUGACUCGCUCCAGGAGUGGAUCAACAUGACUGGGUUUCUUUGUGCCCUUGGCGGUGUAUGCCUGCAGCACCGAAGCAAUGUGGGCUUUGCCACCUACAGUCCCCCAAUGGGCCCGAUCAGUGAGCGCAAAGGCUCGCUCAUUUCCAUGGUGUCCUCUGAUGGAAACGCUGAGACACCUGUCAGCAAGUUCAUGGACCGGCUGCUGUCCCUGAUGGUGUGUAACCAUGAGAAAGUGGGCCUGCAGAUACGGAGCAAUGUCAAGGAUCUGUUGGGUCUUGAACUGAGCCCUGCCCUUUAUCCAAUGCUGUUUAACAAGUUAAAGAGCACCAUCAGCAAGUUUUUUGAUCCUCAAGGACAGGUUUUAUUGACGGACACCAAUACUCAGUUUGUGGAGCAGACCAUAGCCAUAAUGAAGAACUUGCUGGAUAAUCACGCCGAGGGCAGUUCUGAGCACAUGGGACAAGCGAGCAUUGAGACAAUGAUGCUUAAUCUGGUCAGAUAUGUUAGAGUGUUUGGGAAUUUGGUACAGGCAAUUCAGAUCAAAACUAAACUCUGCCAGCUGGUUCAAGUAAUGAUGGAGAGGAGAGAUGACCUUUCAUUUUGCCAAGAGAUGAAAUUUAGGAAUAAAAUGGUAGAAUAUUUGACAGAUUGGGUCAUGGGGACAUCUAACCAAACCGCAGAUGAAGAUGUGAAAUGUCUAACUAGAGAUUUGGACCAGGCAAGCAUGGAAGCAGUGGUGUCUUUGCUCGCUGGCCUCCCUUUGCAGCCCGAGGAAGGAGACGGGGUGGAAUUGAUGGAAGCCAAAUCACAGCUAUUUCUUAAGUAUUUCACACUCUUUAUGAACCUCCUCAAUGACUGCAGUGAGGUUGAAGAAGAAAACGCACAGAUCGGGGGCAGGAAGCGGGGCAUGUCGCGAAGGCUGGCGUCGCUCAGGCACUGUACUGUGCUUGCCAUGUCCAACUUGCUCAAUGCUAACGUAGACAGUGGCCUUAUGCACUCCAUAGGAUUGGGUUAUCACAAAGAUCUUCAGACAAGAGCCACGUUCAUGGAAGUCCUCACAAAAAUUCUUCAGCAAGGCACAGAGUUUGACACGCUUGCAGAAACCGUGUUAGCCGACCGAUUUGAGAGACUCGUUGAGUUGGUCACAAUGAUGGGUGAUCAAGGAGAGCUCCCCAUAGCCAUGGCUCUGGCCAAUGUGGUGCCUUGUUCUCAGUGGGAUGAACUCGCUCGAGUCCUCGUCACUCUCUUCGAUUCCCGACACUUACUUUACCAGCUGCUUUGGAACAUGUUUUCUAAGGAAGUGGAGCUGGCAGACUCCAUGCAGACGCUUUUUAGAGGGAACAGCUUGGCCAGUAAAAUCAUGACCUUCUGUUUUAAGGUCUAUGGUGCUACCUACCUGCAAAAGCUUCUGGAGCCUUUACUACGAUUUGUGAUCACAUCCUCCGAAUGGCAGCAUGUCAGCUUUGAAGUUGAUCCCACCAGGUUAGAGCACAGUGAGAGCCUGGAGGACAACCAGCGGAAUCUCCUGCAGAUGACGGAAAAGUUCUUCCACGCCAUCAUCGGCUCUUCCUCGGAGUUCCCCCCUCAGCUCCGCAGUGUGUGCCACUGCUUGUACCAGGCAACUUGCCACUCUCUACUGAAUAAAGCUACCGUAAAAGAAAAAAAGGAAAACAAAAAAUCAGUUGUUAGCCAGAGAUUCCCUCAGAACAGCAUUGGCGCCGUGGGGAGUGCCAUGUUCCUGAGAUUCAUCAACCCUGCCGUUGUCUCUCCCUACGAGGCAGGGAUUUUAGAGAGAAAACCGCUCCCUAGAAUUGAAAGGGGACUGAAGCUGAUGUCAAAGAUACUUCAGAGCAUUGCCAAUCACGUCCUCUUCACAAAAGAAGAGUAUAUGAGGCCUUUUAACGAUUUUGUGAAAAGCAACUUUGAUGUAGCACGGAGAUUUUUCCUUGAUAUUGCAUCUGAUUGCCCUGUAAGUGAUGCCAUAAACCACAGUCUUUCCUUCAUCAGUGAUGGCAAUGUCCUGGCUUUGCACCGUCUGCUCUGGAACAACCAAGAGAAAAUUGGCCAAUAUCUUUCAAGCAACAGAGAUCACAAAGCUGUUGGAAGGCGACCUUUUGAUAAGAUGGCAACACUCCUCGCCUACCUGGGCCCUCCAGAGCACAAGCCUGUGGCGGACACACACUGGUCCAGCCUGAAUCUUACCAGUUCUAAGUUUGAGGAAUUUAUGACAAGGCACCAGGUACAUGAAAAAGAGGAGUUCAAGGCUUUGAAAACAUUAAAUAUCUUCUAUCAAGCAGGCACUUCCAAGGCUGGAAAUCCCGUUUUUUAUUAUGUCACACGAAGGUUCAAGACCGGUCAGAUCAACGGGGACUUGCUGAUAUACCAUGUUUUACUAACUUUAAAGCCAUAUUAUGCGAAGCCAUACGAGAUUGUGAUGGACCUCACCCACGCUGGGCCUAGCAAUCGCUUUAAGACAGACUUCCUCUCCAAGUGGUUUGUUGUUUUCCCGGGCUUUGCCUAUGAGAACGUCUCUUCGGUCUAUAUCUACAACUGUAAUUCUUGGGUCAGGGAGUACACCAAGUACCACGAGAGGCUGCUCACCGGACUCAAAGGCAGCAAAAGACUCUUUUUCAUAGACUCUCCCGCGAAGCUGGCCGAGCACAUCGACUAUGAUCAGCAAAAACUGCCGGCCGCCACGUUGGCUCUGGACGAGGACCUCAAGGUGUACAACAGUGCUCUGAAGCUGGCUCACAAGGACACCAAGGUGACCCUCAAAGUUGGCUCUACCGCGAUUCAAGUGACAUCAUCUGAGAGAACUAAAGUCCUGGGGCAGACGGUUUUUCUGAAUGAUAUUUACUAUGCCUCUGAGAUCGAAGAAAUCUGUCUGGUGGAUGAAAACCAGUUCACCCUGACCAUUUCCAAUCAGGGCACUCCCCUCACCUUCAUGCACCAAGAGUGCGAAGGCAUUGUCGCGUCCAUCAUUCACAUCCGAACUAGAUGGGAGCUGUCACAGCCAGACUCCAUCCCCCAGCACACUAAGAUCCGGCCAAAGGACGUUCCCGGAACACUUUUGAAUAUUGCAUUACUUAACUUGGGUAGCUCGGACCCUAGUUUACGGUCAGCCGCCUAUAAUCUUCUCUGUGCCUUAACCUGUACCUUUAAUUUAAAAAUUGAGGGCCAAUUACUAGAAACAUCAGGUCUGUGUAUACCUGCCAACAAUACCCUUUUUAUUGUCUCUAUUAGUAAAACCCUGGCAGCUAAUGAGCCACACCUCACCUUAGAGUUUUUGGAAGAGUGCAUUUCCGGAUUUAGCAAAUCCAGUAUUGAAUUGAAGCAUUUGUGUCUAGAAUACAUGACUCCCUGGCUAUCAAAUCUAGUCCGAUUUUGUAAACAUAAUGACGAUGCCAAGCGACAGAGAGUCACUGCUAUUCUUGAUAAACUUAUAACAAUGACCAUAAAUGAAAAACAAAUGUACCCGUCUAUCCAAGCCAAGAUAUGGGGAAGCCUUGGGCAGAUUACAGACCUACUUGAUGUGGUGCUGGACAGCUUCAUCAAAACCAGUGCCACAGGGGGUUUGGGAUCCAUCAAGGCAGAAGUGAUGGCCGACACAGCCGUGGCGCUGGCUUCUGGGAAUGUGAAGCUGGUAUCGAGCAAGGUGAUUGGAAGAAUGUGCAAAAUAAUUGACAAGACCUGCCUCUCUCCAACUCCUACCUUAGAGCAGCACCUCAUGUGGGAUGACAUCGCCAUUUUAGCGCGCUACAUGCUGAUGCUGUCCUUCAAUAAUUCUUUGGAUGUGGCGGCUCAUCUUCCCUACCUCUUCCAUGUGGUGACUUUGUUGGUGGCCACAGGUCCCUUGUCCCUUCGUGCUUCCACACACGGACUGGUCAUCAAUAUCAUCCAUUCUCUGUGCACUUGUUCACAACUUCAUUUUAGUGAAGAGACCAAGCAAGUUUUACGCCUGAGUCUGACUGAGUUCUCACUACCUAAGUUUUAUUUGCUGUUUGGCAUCAGCAAAGUCAAAUCGGCUGCUGUGAUAGCCUUCCGGUCCAGUUACCGGGACAGGUCUUUCUCCCCUGGCUCCUAUGAGAGGGAGACCUUUGCCCUGGCAUCCCUGGAGACAGUCACAGAAGCUCUCUUGGAGAUCAUGGAGGCUUGUAUGAGAGAUAUUCCCGCAUGCAAGUGGCUGGAUCAGUGGACAGAGCUAGCCCAGAGGUUCGCAUUCCAGUAUAAUCCAUCCCUGCAGCCAAGAGCCUUGGUUGUGUUUGGCUGUAUCAGCAAAAGAGUGUCCCAUGGGCAGAUCAAACAGAUUAUCCGCAUUCUUAGCAAGGGCCUUGAGAGCUGCCUAAAAGGACCUGAUAAUUAUAACAGUCAAGUUCUGAUUGAAGCAACCGUAAUAGCACUAACCAAAUUACAACCACUUCUUAAUAAGCAGGAGUCCCCUCUGCACCGAGCCCUCUUCUGGGUCGCUGUCGCUGUGCUACAGCUGGAUGAAGUGGACCUGUACUCGGCAGGCACCGCCCUGCUGGAGCAGAACCUGCACACCUUAGACAGUCUACUGCACAUCUUCAACGACCAGAGCCCAGAAGAAGUGUUCAUGGAGAUCCGGCAGCCUCUGGAGUGGCACUGCAAGCAGAUGGACCAUUUUGUGGGACUCAACUUUAACUCCAGCUUUAACUUUGCCCUUGUCGGGCACCUCCUGAAAGGAUUUCGGCACCCUUCACCUGUCACUGUUGCAAGAACUGUGAGGAUUUUACACACACUGCUAGCACUGGUUAAUAAACAUAGGAAUUGUGACAAGUUUGAGGUGAACACCCAGAGUGUGGCUUACUUAGCAGCUUUACUUACUGUGUCUGAGGAGGUUCGAAGUCGCUGCAGCUUAAAACAUAGGAAGUCACUGCUGCUAACUGAUAUCACAAUGGAAAAUGUGCCUAUGGAUAUAUACCCCAUCUAUCACAGUGACCCCAGCCUUAGGACUCUAAAGGAAACGCAACCUUGGUCCUCUCCAAAGGGUUCUGAGAGACACCUUGCAGCCAGCUACCCUCCUGUGGGCCAGACUAGCCCCCGAACCAGAAAAUCCAUGAGCCUGGAUAUGGGGCAGCCUUCCCAGGCCAACACGAAGAAGUUGCUUGGGACGAGGAAGAGCUUCGAUCAUUUGAUAUCUGAUGCCAAAGCUCCUAAAAGGCAAGAAAUGGAAUCUGGAGUCACCACGCCCCCCAAGAUGCGGAGAGUAGCAGAGAAUGACUAUGAGAUGGAAACCCAGAGGAUCUCGCCACAGCCACAUCCGCCACUGCGGAAAGUGUCAGUGUCUGAAUCCAAUGUUCUCCUGGACGAGGAAGUGCUCACGGAUCCCAAAACCCAGGCUCUCCUUCUCACAGUCCUGGCUACUCUGGUUAAGUACACCGCUGAUGAAUUUGACCAGCGCAUUCUUUAUGAGUACUUAGCAGAGGCCAGCGUUGUCUUCCCAAAGGUUUUUCCAGUUGUACAUAAUUUGUUGGACUCAAAGAUAAACACCCUGCUGUCAUUAUGCCAAGACCCAAAUUUAUUAAAUCCAGUCCAUGGGAUUGUGCAGAGCGUGGUCUAUCAUGAAGAGGCCCCACCACAGUACCAGACAGCAUACCUACAGAGUUUUGGUUUUAAUGGUCUGUGGAGGUUUGCAGGACCAUUUUCAAAGCAGACGCAGAUCCCAGACUAUGCCGAGCUCAUCGUCAAGUUUCUCGAUGCCUUGAUUGACACGUAUUUGCCUGGAAUCGAUGAAGAAGCCAGUGAGGAGUCUCUCCUGACCCCCACCUCUCCCUACCCUCCUGCAGUGCAGAGCCAACUUAGUAUUACUGCUAAUCUCAACCUUUCUAACUCCAUGACCUCACUGGCAACUUCCCAGCAUUCCCCAGGCAUCGACAAGGAGAACGUGGAACUCUCCCCCACCACAGGGCACUCCAGCAGUGGGAGAACCCGCCACGGCUCGGCCAGCCAAGUACAGAAGCAGAGGAGCGCCGGCAGCUUCAAACGGCAUAGCAUUAAGAAGAUUGUGUGAAGCCGCCUCACUUCUUUCUUAAUAAACCAAGCAACCAACGCGCUGCCACGGCCCCCCCACACUGACGUGGCCUCAGCUGCCACUGGCCUCCCCUGCCCCCCCACGCUGACUCACCAUCAGCUGCCACCCUUCCAUACUGACCACCAACCACCACUGCCCCCCAGACUGACCGUCAGCCACCCCCACCACUGCCCCUCCCCAGACUGACCCUCGACUUCACACAUGUACACACACACACACACACACACACACACACACACACUCACUCACUCUCUCUCUCUCUCUCUCUCAUACUCACACUCUCACCCUGAGCCAUCGGGCUCCUGCGCCCCCCUGCUGUGACGCUGCACUUGUCUCCAUCCCAUCACCCACGUGGCCAGAUGAUCAAUUUUUGAAACAGUCGCCAAGCUCAAUGCUGCCUUUUCUUUUCUUUUCUUUUCAUUUUUUUCCCCCCACCUGGGGCAGGGCUUGGUGGGUUUGAGUCAGUGUUUCAGAGUAACUUCAGAAGCCGGUCUGGGAAGUGGGGAACAGGAACCCCGAUGCGGGGAGACGAGCGCAUCUGUCCCCCGGUCCCGCCCGACUUCCCUUUCUCGUUUGUCUCUCAGAGUCAGGGGUUGGGCAUGCUCUGGGAGAAGUGACAUCUGUAACCCCUGCAAUCUCACUCUCAGCCGUGGACUUUGUGUGAUGAUACAAAGCUGGAGGCAUCUGAGCGUGUCAGUGACUUCCCACUGGAAGCCAGAGUUUUAAAAGGUACUUUUUGGAGAUGUCGCCUUUCGUAGAAUGCUGGUGACAAAGGGGCACGUGGAGCUUUAGCAAUAAUUCUAGGGGUGAAGCGUGAGGGUGGAUAUCUUCUCAUUACCAAAAUCAGAGCUCUGACGAUUGAGACCCACGUGGCGUAAACCUUUUCCCCCAAAUGUCUCUUUUCUAAAUCGUGGAAAUACUGAAAGCCCAGCUUGUGAGCGCUGAUGAUUCAUCACCUGGUGGGGAUUACGCUUUUCCUUUCUUCCCCUUGCUCUCAGAAUAACUUCAGGCAGGGUAGUUGGGGAUCAGGGAAGGCAGCGUGGCCAGAGAGGUCAUUUUUUCUCAGUCUCUGGUUUGGCCAAGGGUAACUGAAGCCUAGACACGUUUAGUUCCCUUGAGUCAGAUGAAACGGUACUUAAUUUUUGAAUUAGCUAGCUCUCUUUCCUUUUAUUUUGUCGAAUACAAACCUAGUAGCUGCAUAUUACCAGAUAUUUUCACAGUAAGAUGUGUUGCCGAAUUUGUUGGGCCUUUAAAAAAAAAAAGAAACAUACUGGUCAAACACUUGGGUUUUAUAAGAUAAAAUUGUAUUUAAUCACUGUGAAAAGACUAGCAACCCUGCAGCAAAGUAACCAAUGGGGAAACCGCGAGAUGCUAAUGUGAUGUUGGAGCCUCAACAUUUCAGCUGUGAUAUGAUCCAGGGAAUGACCACCUUGAGGCGCCCGUGAGACAGAUGGAGACCAUGGAGUUCAGUGGGCAGGGAUCUGGAUAUAUAUCCUUAGGGUAAACUGUAUACUGCAAGAGAGAAAUUCGGCUCCCAGCCCCUGCUUUCCAUUCAAUUAGAGGUAAAUAAAUUAUCGGUGACUUUGAAGAAGACAAAGUGGCAGGGGAAGGGAGAGGACAUAGGAGUUUCCUGUAAUACUGUUUCAUUUGUGGAUUUCAGUAAACUAAAUUCCACAGCUAAAUUAAUAAAGAAUGGUACAAUUAAGUGUUCAGAUUUUAAUAAUAUACACAUAAUCCACAUUUAUUCACACAGUAACAGUGUAAUAUGUUAAUGUAAAUAAAUUACCUUUUGUUAUAUUCAGAAAUAACUUAAUUUUUUAAAUUUGUUUACAGUCCUGGAAAAAAAAAGAUGAACACAAACUUAAUAUGCAAAUGGUUUGCCAAAAUCUAAAAAAACAAAAAAAAACAAAAAAAAACCUUAGUAUUAAUAAUUUUCUUGACAUAGGUUUCUUGGGAAAAGUUGAAGACUUGUGCAAUUAACCAAACUUAAAAAAAAAAAUCUCGAUUCUCUAAAUGCUGCAGUAGAAUUGUCAUGGUCCCAGUGCUCCUAAGCCCGUGAGGAUGCCACAAGGACAGAACCAGCCUUGGGAAUAGAGCAGUAACCUGUGCCAAGGACCAACAUUGCCAUCAGUUUGUAGUCUUGGUUCUCUCAAACCACAUCCUCAGAUCCAGUGAAGCUGGUCACGUCCUUGUCUAAUUUCUCGGCUUUUGGAACAUCGGUCAUUGUGAGCCUUCAGUCAUUUCGGUUCCAUCUUUUUUUUUAAUCCUUUUUUUUUGUUUGUUUGUUUGAUGAAUAUAAUGAUGGGAAUUAGGGGAUUUGUUAACCACUUCUUUUGAAAUAGAAAAACUGAACCAUUUCUUAAGGUCAUUUUUACUACUGAAAAUGAUGACUUUCAAUCCAUUCAACUUUCCCAUGAGCAGAUUUUCCAAGGCCCCUUGCCUCCCAAUGGGAUUCAUUCAGAUUGAUUACCUCAUGUGAUGAUCAGCGUGGCACAAAUCAGAAUUGUUUGCCUCUCUUCUGAAAUAUAUGAAGUCCACCUUCCUGACCUACUAGUAUAUCCUGGGAGAUUUAAACCAUGGAGGUUGGAAAUGGCCAUUCCUGGCAAACCUUCAGUUUUGGUUUUUUUUUUUAAAAACUUGAGUUUUUGAACAAACAUGAGCGGUCCAUAAUUUUGUCUUGCAGCAAUCACCUUCCCUCCACAAUCUAGGCUAUGUUUUUGUACCAGACACUAGGAUCUGAAUAUCCCAAUGUCAGAGCAUGUUACCCAUCAUGUAUCAUUUGUGGGUUUUUUCCUGCCCUUUUUUUUAAGAGGGGAAAAAAGACAUUAAAUCAGUCAUUUCACUCAUACAUAAUCUGUCACUUAAACCAAUGGCUCAGUUCUCAUGUGCAUGCUCCAAUUUUCCAUAAAUGAGAAAUAUUUCACUUGGUUUAGGGACUGAGCUUUUGUGAAUUCCCACCAGGGCUCAAUUCCUAACUGAUCUGUAGGUUUUAGGGCUUUUCUAUUUUUAUUCUAGAGGUUUUGGGUUGUUGCUUUUUUUUUUUUAACUCUUCCACCCCACCCCCGAUGUAAUGAAGCAUGUCUUAAUGUUAUGCAACAGACUUACCACCAAAAAGUCACUCUUAGUGUCAGCCACAACCUUUUUUUUAAUGCAGUAUAUUCACCUGUAAAUAGUUUUUGUGUAAAAUUUGACAGAAAAGUAUAUUUACUACACUGUAAAUACAUGUGACAAUAUAUUGUUUUAUUUUGCUUUUUUGUAAAGCAGUUAGUUGCUGUACAUGGAUAACACACAGAUUUGAUUCUUCUUGUGUUGGUAUUGUUAACUCCUUGCAAUUUGCAUUUACAUUACGUCAUUUAAAAGAAAAUGCUGUGUACCAUAAAAUCACCUUGUUGUAUGAUAAGUCACUCUUCUUUCCAUUGGGGCCUAAAUUCUGACAAUGUUUCCUCAUCUACAAUCCUGUUAAUAACUGCAGGCGCAUCUACAUCAGCAGGAAAUCGGCUGCUGAAACCAAAUCGAUAAUUCUAGAUCAAACUGUAGAAACCACAGUUUCAGAUCAUUAUUGUUCUCCAUCCCUAUUUUCUUCCUCAUGUAUGUACUCCCCCCUUUUUUGAAGUAAAAUGUAAAUUCAACCUGC
Messenger RNA from Trichosurus vulpecula (common brushtail), 12181 nucleotides. It is a transcript of the gene NF1, whose product is annotated as neurofibromin 1. The coding region runs from base 1 to 8526 and encodes 2841 amino acids. The transcript is spliced from 58 exons. Lineage: Eukaryota; Metazoa; Chordata; Mammalia; Diprotodontia; Phalangeridae. Gene Ontology annotation, biological process: regulation of GTPase activity. The record is from RefSeq and is a predicted model, not a curated record.